Messenger RNA from Myxozyma melibiosi, 712 nucleotides. RefSeq lists its product as uncharacterized. The transcript has 4 exons. Bases 112 to 414 code for a protein of 100 amino acids. NCBI's taxonomy places the organism in Eukaryota, Fungi, Ascomycota, Lipomycetes, Lipomycetales, Lipomycetaceae. The record is from RefSeq and is a predicted model, not a curated record.
UAUGCACUGCGCUCAACCGGGAACCCAACCAAACCACAACGCCAUCACCACCCUUCUUCUCUUCCUACCUCCCUCUUCGUUCACUCGUCCGGAUCCAGCAAAUCAGUAACAAUGCGUCCUACCGCUCUUGCCGCCAUGCGUCCCACCUCGUCCGCCGCUUUCAGAAUGGCCUACGCCAACAACAUGCGCGCGACUAUGGUCAACAGCUUCCGCACCAACGCUAUCCUCCGCAAUGCCGCCCAUGGAAAGUCCGAGAGCCAGCCUACCUCGAAGCUCGCCAAGGUCAAGAACAUCCCCGCUGAGCUGUACCCUCUUUUGUUUGCCGUCCUCGUCGCCCUCGGUGCUGCUGCAUACGGCAUCACCCGAAAAUUCCUCUACGACCCUCAGGUCAAGCUCAACCGCUCGAAACACUAAACUAGCCAACUUUCAAUCUUACUUACAGCAUUAGGAAACGGGAUAAAACACUCGACAAAUUUUUUGAGGAAAUGAGAGGAAGCGGGAGAUCAUUGAGGAGCUGAUUGGAAGAGGCAGGUCUGCAGGGAGGUGGUGAGAUCGGAACUUGAGCAGCACGAAGAGAUCUAGUUUUCUCUUUGGCAAACUGUCGGGUUCCUUUCAUUGCCGUCUUUCGGCUCUUGUCUUUGGCUUGUAUUUCAGCGUUCUUUUUAUGUCUUUUUAAUUUUUUGAGAAAUCAUUUGAAAAAAUAUCAGAAUUU